UACAAUAGCAACUAUACUAAGUAUAAUCAACGUUUUAAUUUCCAAGACCCUCAACUUAGGGUACUAUUAUAUUAUAGGCCAUAACCCUCGAUUACCCCUUUUUACCCUUAACUGUACUUACUUUACAUAAAGUCAAGUAGACGGCCCGUAGGCCCAUAUUCAUUUAGAAUUCACCAUUUCCAUUCCCCCGUGACCGCGAGUCACGAUAACCCCGUGGGGUCCCAUCGAGCCCCAAUUGUAUAGCAUGGGCUCGGCCCAACUACAUCUCUAUACAAUCCUCUAACUCGAUGUAUCAUAUCAACAUUUGUAUGGCAAGGGCUCGGCCCAACUACGUUUCCAUACCAACCAUAACUUCGUGGCAAGGGCUCGGCCCAACUACGUUUCCACGGAGGUCACAUAUACAUGGCAAGGGCUCGGCCCAACUACGUUUCCAUGCUAAUCAUAUUACAUGGCAUGGGCUCGGCCCAACUACAUCUCCAUGUCAUCCUAGAGUCCAACUCUAUUUAUUUUCAUAAUCAAAUCCUCAAGCAAGUCCUAUGCCUAGAAUCAAUUUCCGGAGGUGACCUUUAGGCCUACCCCUAAUCACUCCUUAGUGUUCAUACCAUUCAUCCUUAAGUAUCUCUUGAGACUACUUAAGGCAUAUCUAUUCACAAUCCUACCUCUUAGGAUUUAUUUCAUCAUUUAUUUAUAUUAAUUCCCCAACUAGUAUUUUGAUACUAAUUGGACAACCUUAGAACAUGCCAAGUUCCUAUUUCCCAUAUUGCAUUUCAUUUCCAUUGAUUUCUCAAUCCAAGUAUAGUUUAAUCUCAAUAUCAAAAAUAUCACUUUAAUUCAUUCAUGAAUCUCAUACAUGAAGUAAAGUAUAUUUUAUCACAAGGUCAUCUUAGUAAUUCCAUUAACAUGCCAUUCCAUUCAUUUCACAUAAUCAUACACAAUUAUUCUAAAUUUGUAUAUCAUGCUUCACUUACUCAUAUACAUAUUAUUUUCAUUUAGACAUUAUUAAUCUUUAAUAGUCCAUGAAAAUCCCAUCUAAUUACUUUAGGCAUUCUUAUGAAAUUAACUCACUAAUUAUAAGCAAUAUAGUCAGCCAUCCUCACCUUAUGAAGUGCUGAAAUAGUUGCCUUUGCCAAGCCCCUCGAUCAAUCCCCGUUCUAGGCCGAUUGGAGGUGUAAAACUGACCUGCUAGGCAAAAGCCGGGCGGCUUUCACGAAAGCUGGGCGGCUUUCGUGGUCUGCAACUACGACUAGCUCCUUUGAAGUGGCGGUUUCCGGCGGUUUCGACUCCUAUCGAUUGGCCAACCCUCCUAAGUUAAUUACCACCACUUUAUAUCAAUAUUCUACACUUUUAAACGUGUAGAGCUCAUGAUUUAAUCCAUCAUAUGAUUUCUUAAAAAUCAUGCACAAUAAAACUAGUUAAAGAGCUAUUUGGUGUUCUUACCUCAAGCCUAGCUCUUCUCCUUGGAUUCUCUAGCUUCUUCUUCCUCAAUGAGGCUUUGGGAAUUUGGUUUCCUGGAGGUCCUCACCUCUUGUGUCGGUCAUAUGAGUGUAGGGGUGGAGAUAGGGUUGCUUCUCAAUCAACACAAUUGAUUUGUGUGAGAUAGGACCCUUGGCAUAAGUUCUUGUCUCAAGGAGACUUCCUCCCUCCCCCUUGUGCGUACCAGCACGUCUUGCUGCUCCCCUCCCCCAUUAUUUGAUCAAUCAGCACCAAUAAAAACGUGGGGUGGCCCCCACUUAUGUGGGAGGCCAUCCCAUUACGUCCCGGUGUGUACAAUCGGCCCCGAAAGUUGUAUUUCUCGGCCCGUUUUAAUCAUAUUUUAUUUUAUCGGACCAAAUAAAAUAUAUCACGUGUUCCCAAUAAUUAUGGGCCUUUAGAAUAGAUGUACAUUCCCCAACAUUAAUUUUGGAGUCUCCGAAACUCAUUUCGGGCUGUUAUCCGCUCAAUCAUCAAUACCGGUAAUUGGGCCCCGUUUGACCAACCGGUCAACUCCAUGCCUUUCUUAUGGCCCAAAUAAAAUAUCCACCACCAUAUAUAUUAUCUAGACCAAGAUGAGUAUAAUAUGUGGUUCGGGAAUUAUCGGGCGGUCCCCGUUCCCGCUGUGGGCCCCACAUGCAAUUUACUAUUCACGUAAAAGAAUAACAAAAAUUUACAAUUACGCAAAUUCAUAAAUCAUCUUUCAAGGUUUAUUACAUAAUUUACUAAAAGUAAAUAUGCUCGGGGUCGGUGUUACAAAAACCGCACUUAUUCCGCAUGUGCGUGGACUACACGGAUCUCAACAAGGCGUGUCCCAUGGACCCCUUUCCUUUGCCAAAUAUUGAUCAACUUGUGGAUGAAUCCGCGGGGUGUGAAAUCAUUUCAUUCCUCGACGCAUUCCGCGGAUAUCAUCAAAUAUUUAUGCAUGAGGAAGACGCUGAAAAAACAGCCUUCAUGACUCCCGAGGGCAUCUUCUGCUACCUCGUCAUGGCCUUCGGCCUAAAGAACUCAGGCGCCACCUACACUCGGAUGGUGGCCAGGGUAUUCCAAGCUGUCCUAGGGCGUACCAUGGAGGCAUAUGUUGAUGACAUGAUCGUCAAAAACAAGCAGUCGGCAAGCCAUGCUGAUGACCUGAGGGAGAUCAUCGCCAUCAUGCAGAAGUUUAGCCUUCGGCUGAACCCAAAGAAGUGUACCUUCGGCGUUCAGGGGGGCAAAUUAUUGGGCUACAUGGUGAGCCGAAGGGGUAUCGAGGCCAACCCCGAGAAGAUCCAGGCCAUCAUCAACAUGGAGCCCCCACGCAACGUAAAAGAGGUCCAACGUUUGACGGGCCGCCCGGCAGCCCUCAAUCGCUUCUUAUCAAAAUCGGCGGAGAAGUCCUUACCCUUCUUCCAGGUCAUGAGAAAAACCGCCGGUUUCCAAUGGACUUCAGAAUGUCAGGGGGGCUUCGAGGAACUGAAACGGUACUUAUCUUCACCCCAUGUGCUCUCUAAACCCAAGGUGGGGGAGAUCCUAUACCUUUACCUGGGCGUUAGCCCGGCAGCCAUCAGCUCAGUGCUCAUCCGGGAGGAGGAUGGCAUCCAACAUGCCAUCUUCUAUGUUAGCAAGACCCUCAGGGAAGCGGAGCUCCGGUACUCCCCCGUGGAAAAAACGGUGUUGGCUAUCGUGUGGACCGUCAAGAAAUUGGGCCAUUACUUCCAAGCUCACCCGGUCCAGGUCCUCACUCACCAACCCCUCGGCGCCUUGAUGAGGAGCCCCACCAGCUCCUCCCGAAUGGUGAAAUGGGUUGUCUUCUUGAGCCAAUACAACAUCGACAUUCGUCCUAGGCCCGCCAUCAAGGGUCAAGCCCUAGCGGACUUCGUGACGGAAUGUACGGCAAGAUCAGCCGCGGACGAGGAGCCUUCGUUCCCUUCGGAUGAUUGGUGGACCCUCUACACCGACAGCUCCUCCGCCGUCAAGGCAUGUGGAGGAGGGGUGGUUCUCAUCUAACCCGAAGGCUUCCGGGCCUAUUACGCAGUCCGCUUCUCCUUCAAAGUCUCUAACAAUGAAGCCGAAUACGAGGCCCUCCUCUGUGGCCUUCGGCUGGCAGCUAAAAUGAAGGCCCGACAAAUUCACGUCAAGUGCGACUCUAAGUUAGUCGUCGGCCAAAUCUCCGGGGAGUACGAAGCCAAGGAAGGGAGAAUGAAGCAAUACAAGGAGGCGCAGCCAAGGAGUUGCUUAAGGUAUUUGAGGCGCACUCUCUUACUCAAAUACCGAGGGCUCAGAACUCCGAGGCCGACAUUUUAUCAAAGCUCUCGGCAGAAUCCCCUGAGCAUAUCUCGAAGAUUGCCAAAGUAGAAGAGCUCAGCCUUUCUAGCAUACAUGCUAGCCCCAUCAUGCACAUACAACAAAGGCAGGGUGACUGGAUCUCAGACAUUGUCGCCUUCAUCCUACAACGGGACAUUACUUCGGUGCCUUCACCAAGAUGAAGCCGAAGUGGCGAUGGAGGAAGUACACAGUGGCACUUGCUCAACUCACGAGGGACCCUUCUCCAUGUCCCGAAGGCUAAUAAUCCAGGGCUACUUCUGGCCUACGAUGGCCCGGGAUUGUGCAGAUCUUGCCCGGAGGUGUCCCGCAUGCCAACACUUCCAGAAAGCCCCCGACAGGCCAGCAGUCAACUAUGCCCCCAUCAGCACAUACAUACCCUUCGCUCGAUGGGGCAUAGACCUUGUGGGCCCUCUGCCGAGGGGUACCUCCAACAACAGGUACAUCAUCGUCGCCAUCGAUUACUUCACCGAAUGGGUGGAAGCGGAGCCCCUCGCCAGCAUUACUGAGGCCAGAUGUCGUCAUUUUGUUCUCAAAAACAUCCUCACAAGGUUUGGCGUCCCCCAGCAAAUCAUCUCUGACAACGGGACUCAGUUCGAGGCAGCCCCCUUCUGUGCCCUCCUGGAGGCAUGGGGCAUCAAACACACCUUCUCAUCCGUUGCCUACCCCCAAGGCAACGGACAGGUGGAGAAUGCCAACAGGACCUUGCUCGAGGGCCUAAAGAAGAAACUGGAGGCCGAAGGGGGUGGUUGUGUAGAAGAGCUCCACAACAUCUUAUGGGCCUACUGUACCACCCCUCAGCGGGCAACUGGCGAGACACCCUUCUCCCUUUGCUACGGAUUUGAAGCUAAGGCCCCCACUGAGGUAACUCUUCCAACCCGAAGGGUCACACAGUAUGAUCCGGAGGCCAACGAUGCCAAUAUGGCCCUCGACCUCCACCUUAUUUCAGAACGCCGAGAGCAAGCCUUCAUACGCGCAGAAAACUACCGAAGGCAAGUGAAGAGUUACAUUGACGCCAAGGUCCGCUCCCGGGAAUUCCAAGUGGGGGACUAUGUCCUCCCAAGGAGGGAAGCUAGCCAGCCAACCGAGGGCGGAAAGAUGGCACCAAAGUUCGAAGGCCCCUACAUCGUGGCAGCCAUCAUCAAACCAGGAACUUACAAGCUAAAACGCCCUAAUCGGACUGAAGUCCCUAGGCACUAGAAUGUACAUCACUUAGUUAAAUUUUAUCAAUAACAUCAGAACGACCAAGCCCUCAUAACUAGUGAAUGUAUUAUUUUACGGCUCAGGCCUAAAAAUUCUGAAGAACGAAGGCAUUUUGAAGACACCAAGAACACGGAACUGGAUUCUUACGAAGGGCCAAGCCCUCAUGUCACCCCCUGGCCCAAGGCCUUACCACGAGGAAGAACCCUCGGCACCAAGUGUUAGGAAAUUGAUGUAACGUACCUCGAAAGUACGGCAGCGGAUGUUUAAAAUUUUCCCAAACAGAUCUUCCCUGAUUAUGACAAAAUAACGAAUAUGAUAAUAAUAACAGAUCUGAGUUAAAACUUACAGAUCUUUUAGCCUAGCGGUGAUAAUCCUUGACCUUUGGUAUCCACGUGAUUUCUCCUUUCCGAAAGAACGGUUAGAUCUCCCUAAGAGAAAGGCUAGGAAAUCUCUUCGCAGGGAAAUAAACUGGUAAUACUGAAUCUAAAAUCUUGUCCAAAUUAUGAAGGAGAAUGGUGUAUUUAUACUAGUUCUAAACUAGUUUCCCAAUCACAAUGAAAAUCUUAGCUUAUUCAUUAAAGAGUUCUAAUCUAAUUAGGACCAAUCUCAUUUAUUUAAUCAAAUAAAUAAAUAAAA
This is a messenger RNA of Cuscuta europaea, 5610 nucleotides long. The record is from the annotation of a GenBank genome assembly. NCBI's taxonomy places the organism in Eukaryota, Viridiplantae, Streptophyta, Magnoliopsida, Solanales, Convolvulaceae.